AUGGAUGAUGACACAAGAUCCACCCUGGCUCCUAUCAAAGAAGCUGCAUUAAAAGGACAUACGCACGUGGUCAAAUAUUUGUUGUCUCAUGCUCCAAACCUCCACGCCUAUCCCUCUUCAGUCCUUCCCUUUGCCGCUGUAUCCGGUGAUACAACCUUGGUCUCGAUGCUCCUUGGGCAUGGGGCAGACAUUGACUACAAGUACAUUGAACAACAUGAUCCUAGGGAGGCUCUAAAUCCAUAUGGAGGACGAGGACACGAAUCAACAGCAUUAUCAAUCGCAGCCAGAUACGGCCAUCUAGCUCUGGUGAAUUUUUUACUCGCCAACGGCUCCGACGGUAAUCUCAAAACGGGGUUCCCUGAUCUCUGCACGUCUCCUUUGUACUUAGCACUCGAGAAAGGCCACGACGAGGUUAUCAAAGCGCUUUUGGCUCACGGUGCCUAUCUGGAAGAUGGACAUUUAUGGGAAGUUAUCUUGCAAUGCAACAAGAAAACCCUAGAAAUGCUGCUCGCCAAGCAUGGAACAGACAAAUGCCAGAUCAAUCUCUUAGAGGUUGCAGCAGAGGUUGGCGACACGGAAAUAUCCCAGAUGCUGUUGGGUAAAGGGUUUGACCAAGAACAGGCUUUAUUUACAGCAAUCGAACACGGUCAAGAGGAAAUCGUCACCCUCCUCCUGGUGCAUGGAACAGAUCCUGAUUUACCAAGCAUCCGCGAAAGUGCAAUCAGCAAAGCAAUUAUUCAACGUCAUAUCGGCAUCAUGGAAGUAUUAUUGCGCCAUGGAGCUAAGAUCUACCCUGAGAACCUGAAAUCCGCGAAGACUUUUGCCCCAGAGCAUAUAGGAUGGUUGGCAGAACAGUUCCCUGUGCAUUCCCUCAGCAUAAGGGCUAUGUUUCCCGCUUUGUAUAAUGUCUGGGAGGAGGGAUGGCGAUCAUGA
Penicillium subrubescens is the source of this 933-nucleotide messenger RNA. Its product is annotated as ankyrin repeat domain-containing protein. NCBI's taxonomy places the organism in Eukaryota, Fungi, Ascomycota, Eurotiomycetes, Eurotiales, Aspergillaceae. The coding region runs from base 1 to 933 and encodes 310 amino acids. The record is from RefSeq and is a predicted model, not a curated record. Gene Ontology annotation, molecular function: protein binding. The transcript has a single exon.